Messenger RNA from Diaporthe citri, 1998 nucleotides. RefSeq lists its product as uncharacterized. Gene Ontology annotation, biological process: DNA damage response. The coding region runs from base 1 to 1998 and encodes 665 amino acids. Lineage: Eukaryota; Fungi; Ascomycota; Sordariomycetes; Diaporthales; Diaporthaceae. Gene Ontology annotation, cellular component: nucleus. Gene Ontology annotation, molecular function: histone H3K56 acetyltransferase activity. The record is from RefSeq and is a predicted model, not a curated record. The transcript has a single exon.
AUGUUCUCAGCAGCGUCUCCAAGUGCGCCCGGCUCGAAGCAGCAGUGCAGUGCCGCCUUGCUGAGCAGGCUUGCCAAGGUGCUCCCCAAGGGCCACAAGUUCACCAUCAACCACCUCUCCACGCCGCCCACUCGCACUGAUGCUCUGUACUCAGCUCCUCCUGAUGCGCGUCCCGACCGAACCUACCGCGAAUCCCACUUCCUCGCCGUCAGCGUAGAUGCGACCGCGAAAUUGGCCCCGUCGAGCACGCCCUCGUCGCCCUUGACUCCCGCAGCCCCCCAUGAUUCCAGUCCAACAGGCAGGCAGGUUUUGGUCCUCGGCCUCGAGAUCUACAUCUUCACCACGGCCUGGGCGAGCACAUUCUUCGUGUCCAAGGCCGACUCGACUGGCUACCUGAGCCUCCUCAACCUGCCCAAGGGGACUCCCUCCCCGAUCCGCGAGAUCAGCUCUGCGUUCAUAUCGUAUCUUGUCGAGCAGCGGCGUCGCGACAAUGUGCAGACCAUUGUCAGCCUUUUCGCGAGGGCGCAGAACCAAUACCUGUUUCCCGGCAGCGUGGAAAACAAGGACAAGCACGUCCUGGACGACCGAGGACUGGUCAGAUGGUGGUGUCGCGUACUCAACUCCAUGAUGGAAACACAAAACACACACGAGGACAAGAUCUUCCGCCCUUCAAACAAGACAGGAAACUGGGAGGAUAUCAGGGCGUAUUUGGUUGUUCCCGGUCUCGACGCCUACGAAUUGCGAGCGUUCUUGCCCCGAACACCGUCCGCAUCUUCCAAUUGGGUCCUCGGUCAUCCCCUGGAACGCAUCUCGCACUUCGCCAGAGAGUACGACUGGGUCCCACCCAGGUGUCUAGUGCCCAAGUUCCCCGACGAUCCAAAGUCGCGCUUUCGCGAUGAGCUCGACCUCGAAGCCUCCAAGUCGGCGCAAUAUGAAGAGAAGGGACUCUGGCGGAGCGCCACAACCAUGGAUCAGUUCUGGGAGAUGAUGGCGUUCCGGCAAGAGUGCUCAAGCGGGCACAUGACAGGCUUCAUUUGGGUUGUGCUUGAACCAUAUGGCUGGGCCGAGCAGAACACGAUAGCGGCCUCGUCGCCUACCAACUCUCUUGUCACGCCAAGUACUUCGUUCGAUGGGUCACAAGGAACACAGCCGUCUACUCCCCCAAGAAGGCGAGACGUGCCUUUGGGCUCGACCCCGAAGACGAGCCCUCUCAAAACGGCAAUGACCCCGGGCUCAACGCAGCAGACACCCACAAAGCAAAGCCCUUCCAAGAGCAAAGCUAGCGCGAAGGCCAAAAAGCUUGUUCUGAAAGGGCCAAUAGUUCCCCGUCUCCCACGCGUCAAAAGGCAUGCACGCAACUACGUGCCAGACAUACCCGUCUCGACUUCAUACUACUACUGGCCUCCAGAGGGGCGAGGAACCCGGAUUGCUGCCGAAGCCGAUUAUAAGAGAUCAGUGGACUUGCUGACCAAGCUGGAUUUCGAGACCCUGGAGCUGGCCAGUGCGAGUACUAAGAGAUGGAUCAACGAGGUCGGCGGCGGUCAGAAGUGGGCUAUGGAGGUUGUCGGGCGGCGGCCUAUCAUCGCUGCGCCGAAUGCCACGGCAUCUACUGCGAUCAACAACAUGGCAAACCUUGUGCGCAAGAAGGGGCAACCAUCUUCAGCGGACGCGGCGAGCGACGACAAGAGUAGCCCUAGUCCGGCGUCCGCCUCUGCAUCUUCUGCCUCGGCCCAGGGCGGGGUCACCAUGCUCAUGGCCAGGAAGAAGCCAAAAAAGGAUACGACCCCGCCGCCAGCAUCGAGCGAGGAAGCUGCUGCCUCCUCUGUUAACCUGCUCGUCCCCCGAAAGAAGCGCAAGGAGUCCGGCUCCGAAGAUUCAGGCCCAGCUGCAAGCGCUGUGGAAGCGACAGGUGGGGACGCCGCGAGUGCGACGAGUGAAACACCGGCUGUGAAUACCCUUGGUGGCGGUCUGGUGCGGAAGAAGCCCAAAACGGCUUGA